This is a messenger RNA of Funneliformis geosporum, 494 nucleotides long. The record is from the annotation of a GenBank genome assembly. NCBI's taxonomy places the organism in Eukaryota, Fungi, Glomeromycota, Glomeromycetes, Glomerales, Glomeraceae.
AAAUUAACCAAAUAAAAGCUAAGAUGGAAGAGAAUAAGCGAAAAGCAAUGAACGAGAAAGAUCCAAGGAAACGAGCAGCUUUACUUUUAGAAAUUGAAGAAGAUGGAAAAUUACUCCAACAAAAAUAUCGAGAGCAUCAAGAGCAUUCUAAUAAAUUCCGAUUUAAUCCCGAAGAAUAUGUUUCGGGCUUAGUAGAGGGAAUGAAAAAAGCUAUAGAAAGGAAUAAUCCAGAUGGUGGCGGAAAUGGUGGAGGAAGCCCUAAUAGACCAAAUAGACCUAAUGAUCCGGAUAAUAAUGACCCCUUUGGUGGCUUAGGUGGUGAUGGAAAUACCGACCCCGACCCAAAUAGGCUUCCUCGCCCAAGAAAACCCAGUCAAGCCGAAAAUAAUCAACAAUUAAUCAUCUUUGCGGUAGUUGCUGCCGUGUUUAUUUUCAUUUUAAUGAACCAAAAAGAAAAACCUCAGCAAAGAGAUUACGAGGAGGAUUAUUAUUAA